AUGUGUCCAUUAAGACAAUUUAAAAAAAUUUCAAACACAAUUAAUCGUACAAUUGAAAAGAAAAAUAUUUCAUGGGAUAGAUUCUAUGAUUUAGAUGCAAAUGAAAUUGGUGAAUUUCUUCGUGCACCAAAAAUUGGACAAAUAAUUUAUAAGUAUAUACAUUAUAUACCUAAAUUAGAAUUAACUGUACAUAUUUUACCAAUAACUCGAUCAAUGCUUAAAGUUGAAUUAACAAUAACACCUGAUUUUCAAUGGAAUGAAACAAUUCAUAGAACAAGCGAACCGUUUUGGAUUUUUGUCGAAGAUGGUGAUGCAGAAGUUUUACUUCAUCAUGAAUAUUUUCUUCUUAAAAAAAAAUAUUGUAAAGAUGAAUAUUAUGUAAAAUUUUUCGUUCCAAUUUAUGAAACAUUAUCACCACAAUAUUUCAUUCGUGUUGUAUCCGAUCGAUGGUUAUCAUCCGAAACUCAAAUAGCAGUAUCAUUUCGUCAUUUAAUCUUACCAGAAAAACAACCAGCACCAACGGAAUUACUCGAUAUACAACCAUUAUCUGUUAAUACAUUAAAUAAUUCAAAAUAUGAAGAAUUAUACAAUUUUAAAGUUUUUAAUUGUAUUCAAACACAAGUUUUUAAUACAUUAUAUCAUACUGAUGAAAAUGUAUUUUUGGGUGCAUCAAAUGGCUCUGGUAAAACAAUAUGUGCUGAACUUGCUAUUUUAAGAUUAUUUUCUGAUGAAAAAUUAAAAGAAAUAUCUGAACCUAAAUGCGUUUAUAUAACACCAAAAGAAGAAUUAGCUGAAAUUAUCCGAAAAGAUUGGGAUAAACGUUUUGGAAUAAUUGAUCGAAAAGUUGUUAUGCUUUCUGGUGAAAUAUCGAUCGAUCUUAAAUUAAUUGCAAAAGGUCAUAUUAUUAUUUCAACACCAGAAAAAUGGGAUAAUUUAUCACGUCGAUGGAAACAACGAAAACAUGUUCAAAAUAUCCACUUAUUUAUAGUCGAUGAUCUACAUUUUAUCAGUUCAGAUAAUGGAGCUGUUCUUGAAAUAAUUUGUUCUCGUAUACGUUACAUAAGUUCUCAACUCGAAAAAAAAAUUCGUAUAAUUGCAUUGUCAACAUCAAUAUUCAAUGCUAAAGAUAUUGCACAAUGGCUUGGUUGUUCUACAAAUGCAACCUUCAAUUUUCGACCAAAUAUUCGACCUAUUCAACUAGAUUUACACAUUCAAGGUUUUAAUAUAACACAUAAUGCAUCACGUUUAAUUGCAAUGACAAAACCAGCCUAUCAAGCAAUUGUUCGUCAUUCAUCAACAUAUCCAACAAUAAUUUUUGUUGCAUCAAAAGAUUUAUCACAAUCAACAGCUAUUGAUAUCUUAACAUUAGCUACUAUUGACCAAAAACAAAAUCAAUUUUUACAUAUUUCAACAAAUGACAUUCAAUUAUAUAUAGAACAAAUUGAAGAUCAAAUAUUAAAACAAACUAUUUUACAUGGUAUUGCGUUUUUACAUGAAGGUUUAAAUACUAAAGAUUGUUCUCUAGUUCAACAAUUAUUUACUUGUGGUGCUAUACAAAUUUGUAUUAUAUCAUAUAGAAUGUUGUAUACAUUAAAUAUUUAUUCAUAUUUGGUAAUUAUCAUGGAUACACAAUAUUAUUAUGGUAAACAACAUAUAUAUGAUGAUUAUUCAAUAAAUGAUAUUUUACAAAUGAUAAGUCGAUCGAAUAUUUCAUUAAAAGAAAAUAAAACAAAAGUUAUAUUAAUGUGUUUAUCAACUAAAAAAGAUUUUUAUAAAAAAUUUCUUUAUGAAUCAAUACCAAUUGAAUCUCAUCUUGAUUAUUAUUUACAUGAUUGUUUUAAUGCUGAAAUUGUUACAAAAACAAUUGAAAAUAAACAAGAUGCUAUUGAUUAUUUAACAUGGACAUUACUUUAUAGACGUAUGACAUUAAAUCCAAAUUAUUAUAAUUUACAAAAUGUUUCACAUCAACAUUUAUCUGAUCAUUUAUCGGAAUUAGUUGAAAAUACAUUACAGAAUCUUGAACAAUCAAAGUGUAUUACAAUUGAAAAUGAAGUAGAUUUGUCAUCAUUGAAUCUUGGAAUGAUAGCAGCUUAUUAUUAUAUUAAUUAUCGAACAAUUGAAUUAUUUAACAAAUCAUUAACAUCAAAUAUUAAGUUUCAUACGUUGGCUGAUAUUAUUUCUAAUGCUGCUGAAUACGAAGAUAUUCCGAUUCGUCGUAAUGAAGAGAAUAUCUUAAAACAGCUUUCGACACAUUUACCAAAUAAAUUAACUAAUGUAAAAUUCAAUGAUCCACAUGUAAAAACUAAUCUUUUACUUCAAGCAUAUUUGUCACGUAUUAAAUUGUCAUCUGAACUUCAAAAAGACACCGAUGAAAUUUUAAUCAAAGCUAUUCGUUUGAUUCAAGCAUGUGUUGACGUUUUAAGUUCUAAUGGUUGGUCAUCAUCAGCAUUAAUAGCUAUGAAUUUAAUACAAAUGGUAACACAAGCUAUGUGGAAUAAAGAUUCUUAUUUAAAACAAAUACCACAUUUUACAAAUGAAAUUAUUCAACGAUGUAUUGAUAAGAAAAUUGAAAAUAUUUAUGACUUAAUUGAAAUGCAAGAUAAUCAACGCAUGGAAUUACUUCAAUUAAAUACAUUAGAAUUAUCUGAUGUUGCUCAUUUUUGUAAUCAUUAUCCAAAUAUUGAACUAUCAUAUGAAAUUCCUAAUAAAGAUAAUAUAAUAACUGGUAGUUUAAUUAAUGUGAAUGUAACAUUAGAACGUCUUAAUGAACUGUCUGGAUCAAUUAUUGCGCCAUUAUUUCCACAAAAACGUCAAGAAGGAUGGUGGUUAGUUAUUGAAGAUUCAAAAACAAAUACUUUAUUAUCAAUAAAACGUUUAACAAUACAAGAUAAAACUGAAAUUGUUUUAGAUUUUAUUGCACCAUCAAUGGGUAUAUAUGAUUACAUACUUUAUCUGAUGUCUGAUUGUUAUAUGGGCUGUGAUCAUGAAUAUAAAUUUUCCAUUACUAUUUGA
Rotaria sp. Silwood2 is the source of this 3012-nucleotide messenger RNA. NCBI's taxonomy places the organism in Eukaryota, Metazoa, Rotifera, Eurotatoria, Philodinida, Philodinidae. The record is from the annotation of a GenBank genome assembly.